AUGAGCAACAAGUUCAAAGGUCUUUUGCGUGCAGGAAGCAUACUCAAUACGAGUAACAAGACACUUCCUUCAUACUCAUUCUCACAAUUCUUGUCAACAUCGACAUCGUUGACAACAACUCAAAGAUGUUAUAGCAGCAACAAUAACAAGAAUGACAACAAUGAUAAGUCAUCAUCAUCAUCAUCAUCUAAUGGUUCAUAUGCAGCGGCAGCAUUUACAUUGUCAUUGAUGUUACUACCUGGUGCAGUGGCAAUGUGCAAGGAAUGCUUUGAAGAGACACCAGAUCACAUCAUUCAAAUCAAGACUGGAUAUCAAUAUCCAAAGAGAAUGGUCAACAAAGAUCUGAACAUCGAUCAUGCCAUUGUAGCCAUUGGCAACAGAGUUAUGUCAUUCCUAAAGAUCAAUGUAUAUUCAAUGGCCAUUUAUAUUGAUGAUAUGGAGUUGACCAACAAGAAUGAGUUGAAGGAGCGAGCCAACAAUAUGCAAGUGGAGGAGUUUACAAAGUCAAGCAAGGAGGUGCUGGACAUGUUGAUUGAUAAGUGCGUGGGCAUGUCGUUGAAGAUACGCCCAACAAAGAAGGUCACCUGGAAUCACAUUUAUAGUGGACUCGAAACGAGUAUGACCAAUCUGGUGUGGCGCAAGAAUCAAAAGCUGGAGCUGGUCGAGAUUGAGGAGUGGCUGACGGACCUGCGCACAGUGAUGCCGCCCAACCAAGAGAUAUCGACACAGUCCGAGCUGGACUUUGUCCGCAACAAGGAUGGCAAACUACUCGUGCUGCUGGACAAGCAGUUGUUGCGCGAGAUCCAAGACGUACGACUUGGUGACACACUCUUUGAGUUCUAUCUUGGCUCUUCGUCCAAGGUGCCCGAGGUGCGACAAGAGUUCUACAGCAAGCUGUGGACCAUCCUCAGGAAUAAAAGCGAAUCAGUGGACAUAUCUACAAUAGGUAUCCACUAA
Acytostelium subglobosum LB1 is the source of this 957-nucleotide messenger RNA. RefSeq lists its product as hypothetical. Gene Ontology annotation, molecular function: intramolecular lyase activity. The record is from RefSeq and is a predicted model, not a curated record. The coding region runs from base 1 to 957 and encodes 318 amino acids. The transcript is spliced from 2 exons. NCBI's taxonomy places the organism in Eukaryota, Evosea, Eumycetozoa, Acytosteliales, Acytosteliaceae.